UUGCGGAUUUAAAUCUUAUCUCAUUCUAAAAAUCUGCCUACAUACGCCAAUCUUUCCAAGUCAACGCGACCAUAUGGCACUCUAGAUAUUCUUAGGUAGUGCGCGACAAUGUUCUCAGCCCUGCUGCUGUUACUCUUGGGCUGGCUGGCGGUGACUAGGACAGCCCAAUUUAUAGCUCAGCAACCUGAGAUCGACUCAGAUUCAACUUGGGAUUUGGAUCUCGCCCCAAGUCCAAAUGAUACUGCCAAUCUUGUUUUCAACAGUGUGCAUUCUUUAUCAAUGGGAUGGCCGAACAGACGGUAUAGGAAUGGGCAUACCGUUGUGCCAGGAAUCAUACCUGCAGGUACUUCCCUAUAUCAUGGUCGAGGCGACCCAAUGGUUCCAGCGACCCCGGAAUGGACAGCUUUUGACUUUGAACUGUCGACACUCUACUGCGGACUGUUCACCACGGACGACACAGGAUGUUGGCAUUUGACUCUUGUCGUUGAACGUCCUCUCAAUAUAGUGUAUUUCGACGGAUACAGCGGGCUCAAACUUCCUGGCAGCGGGACUCUUGAUAGUCAGGACGUUCUCGCGUGGGGUCGAGUGAUGCCUGAUAGAUAUAGCGACGAACCACGACGGAUUAAGGAUCUAUGCAAGUGGGGUAACAACUUUGGAAUAGAUGGGUUUGUGAGACUUCAUACGUCGUUUGAGGUCAUGAUAUGCGACUUCUCCGCUGGUCUCAAAGUCAGUUCCAUGCUUCACAUCAACGUACCUUACCAUCCUACUACUUCGCCAAAUUAUUCGUCUUACUCAACCCGAUACCCAAAUAUACGGGCUCCAGACAUGGAGCUCGGGGUUCCGCUAGAUACGUUUGGGAUGGGGGAAUUGGUAGCGUCAAAGCGGAUAGAUGAAUAUCCUGGCGAAACUCGAGUUCAGCUCCACCUUCACCGUUUGGUUUCAUUUUACGAUCCUUCCCUCGCACCUAGCCUCGUUCGUCAGCGCUUCGGGCAAAAUAGACUUCAACAUCGAAUUUUAGGAAUUAUCCCCUCGGAGGUUGAGAACGUCAAGUCUCGAGUUGAAAAGGAGCUUGCUCCGGAAAAAUGGAUGAAAUUAGAACAGAAGUUUGAUUGGUCGUCGCUAUUUCACAACCUCGUUCAGCGCUACGCAUCGCGUUUGGAGUUGAUACGAUUCGACUUAAAUUCUACAGAUGGCUCCUUAGAAAGCCUCUCAUCUACAAUACGGGCAACGUUUUUGCAAUUACGAGGGAUUCUACAACCGUACGACCUUUUAACAGCUCGUGCAAAUAUCGAGGAUUUUUCAGAUGACAUAUCCUGGGCCACCGCUGUUUAUAAAGCUUGUGCAACUGCAUAUCCAGCAUCCGCAUCUACUUUUACCACAACCUUCACGCCUUCGGAAAAACUCAUGCUCUCAGCGCUCAGAGCCACAAAUCGCGAGAUUUGUAGGACUAUUACGAAGAUGUGGGCUGAUGGUGUGAACCAUCGAGUGGAGACCUCUUUUGAAAUCAGUGGGGUAAAUAGACCUCUGAAAGCAAUUUACGACCGGUGGAAACAGGAUGUAAACGCGUUGAUGCUAUGGCUGGACUGGAGUAUCUGGCUCAAAUGCAACCCAGCUUGCAACACCGAUGAAAUGUGCUAUCUCCCUAUGUCACCCUAUCUUGUACCAGGCGCAGAUCCAACGGAUGAUUGGAUAAGUCAAGCCCGAGACCCCCAGCCUACCUGUAUUCCGAGACAUUCUAGAUGAAUUGUCCUUUGCAUCAUUAUGUGUACUUUACUAGCGGACCUUUACACACUGUCUGUUUUUCGUAUUUGGGUUCGAACAUGAGUACAUUAGGAAAGUCAAAGCUGUCUAUACUGACAACGUGACCAGUCUUUCGUUG
Messenger RNA from Lentinula edodes (shiitake mushroom), 1879 nucleotides. RefSeq lists its product as uncharacterized. The record is from RefSeq and is a predicted model, not a curated record. The transcript has 5 exons. The coding region runs from base 109 to 1743 and encodes 544 amino acids. NCBI's taxonomy places the organism in Eukaryota, Fungi, Basidiomycota, Agaricomycetes, Agaricales, Omphalotaceae.